Macrobrachium nipponense is the source of this 462-nucleotide messenger RNA. RefSeq lists its product as uncharacterized. Bases 1 to 462 code for a protein of 153 amino acids. The transcript has 3 exons. The record is from RefSeq and is a predicted model, not a curated record. Lineage: Eukaryota; Metazoa; Arthropoda; Malacostraca; Decapoda; Palaemonidae.
AUGGCAACUACUGUGUCUGGUUCUUCCGCACCGGGUAACCCUAAUCCCGUGGUCACUCUCGUCAGCGCGAGGGAUCUCCUGAAAGAAUUUGCUGUCGACAGAAAUACAACAACCGGUUACACUUCUGUAUCCAAUGUAUACCAGCCUUUCUGGAUAAUCGAUCUGGGAGAAAUCCGAGACGUGUAUGAGGUCAGGAUCCUCCCUCAUGAGUAUGGCUCCUUCUUCAGCAACAUUGAGAUCCGCCUUGGAAUGAAUCUCCUGACAACAGGCAACUUCUCCUCCUACGUCUUGCUGGCAACAUACCCAGGUCCCUACACAUGGUCUGAUAUGGUGUACCUGUCCUGCUACUCAGAAGGGGUUCCCGGGAGGUACCUCAGUGUUCAAAAGAUGCUAUCUAAUAAUGCUACUUUGGCUAUCCUAGAAGUGGAAGUGUACGCCACGAAGAACCCUUCCAGGCCAUGA